AUGGCCAAGGUUUCUGAUCCCACGCAAGAGUGCAAAGAGUACGGUCUCCCUUCUAGCGACGCGCUGUCGAAGAAAUACCCUGGCUCCGGCAUAGCCCACCUUGUUGACGGUGACGACGAGGCCCAUAAGGUCUGGAACGAGAUCCAACAGGCGAAUGUCAUCCCCAACGACGUGCCUACGAAGGGUGCGACGAAGGGCCACUAUGGUAUCUCGGACCAAGCCUCUGAUUCGUACGACAACGACAAGGAUCCCGACUGCUGGUGGACUGCCACUGGUUGCAUGAAGCCAAAGCACAAGGACCUGGGCCCUGAUGUGAAGGACUGCCCUGAACCUAACACUUGGGGUCUUACGUUUGAUGAUGGUCCUAACUGCUCGCACAACGCCUUUUAUGACUACCUCAACAAGCAAAAACUCAAGGCCACCCUUUUCUAUAUUGGUACCAACGUUAUUGAUCUUCCGCUACAGGCACAGCGUGGCUUUGCUGAUGGCCAUGACAUCUGCGUGCACACUUGGUCGCACCGUUACAUGACUACUCUGUCGAAUGAGCAGGUCUUCGCUGAGCUCUACUACACUGUGCGCAUUAUCAAGGAUGUUAUUGGAGUGACUACUCGUUGCUGGCGUCCUCCUUUCGGAGAUGUUGACGACCGUGUUCGUUCUAUUGCGAAUGCUCUUGGUCUCCGCACUAUCAUCUGGAGCGAUGACACCGAUGACUGGAACAUUAUCCCUGACGGCAAUGCUGCUACAGCGAAGAUCGACUCGAACUACCAAAAGAUUAUCGACAAGCAAACGCAGAACAAGCUUGAUGGAAAGGGUGUGGUUGUGCUCACGCACGAGCUUACUGAGAACACCAUGAACGAGUUCAUGAAAGAGUUCCCCAAGAUUAAGAAGGCGUACCAGAACGUCAUUCCCCUCACUGCAUGCCUCAAUGUUACUCAGCCGUACGUGGAAGACAACUACACGUACGCUGUGUUCAGUGACUUCAUUAAAGGUAACAUCAUGCCUAAGGGUCUUCCUGACAUGAACAGCAUGCCGAUCAAUGUCGCAUCCCAGAUCGACAUUACGCCUGAGAACAAGCAGACGGGUCCCGGUGGAUUCUCGUCCAAGUCCAAGCCUGCAUCAUCGCAAAGCUCUGGCUCCGGCUCAAAGAGCUCCGGCUCCGGCUCCAGCUCAAAGGGCUCCAGUCCGUCGGAUGGCUCUGAGGAUAAGUCUGCCAACAGCUCGAAUGGUCAAAACUCGGCUGUUGCCACGCGCACUACUAUUAUGACCAUUGCCAACUGUUUCACCAACUUCCUUGACAAGUCGGCACUGAACUCUCGAGAGAGCCACGUUGCCAAUCUCACGACCCCGGGUAAUGACUACCACGAAAAUGGAUAUGCGAGCAACGAACUUGGGCGCGAGUUUGAAAAGAGCGCCAUGUACGAUGGCCUUAGUGGUACUUCUUCGCUUACCAACUUGGACGACUGGCAAAUCUUCUAUGAAUCCGACAAGACACUGGCUUUGGUUGGUGUCCCUAACCACAUCAUCCCGUUCCACUUUACUCACAUCCAGUCGAGGGUCAUUGCCUUCUAUUGGGCCGGACGCAUGGCGGAGCUUCCACGACUCGAUCCUACGAUGCGCAUGACGGAUCCUACGAAAUGGACGUCCGUCGUGAAUGGCACCACCGAAGUAAAAAAAGGUGUUGUUCCUGUGCCGCACGAUGCUGAUACGCCUUCCGAGGAGGCCUACCUGGAGAGCAAGGCUCCCAAUGACUACGACGCACUGGUCGAGCGCGUCCGGCAGUUUGUUCAGGACAAGGAGCUACACGAGUACGAAGAUCAAUCUCGCGGGUGGUCCUAA
Messenger RNA from Malassezia japonica, 1836 nucleotides. RefSeq lists its product as uncharacterized. Bases 1 to 1836 code for a protein of 611 amino acids. NCBI's taxonomy places the organism in Eukaryota, Fungi, Basidiomycota, Malasseziomycetes, Malasseziales, Malasseziaceae. Gene Ontology annotation, biological process: carbohydrate metabolic process. The record is from RefSeq and is a predicted model, not a curated record. Gene Ontology annotation, molecular function: chitin deacetylase activity. Gene Ontology annotation, cellular component: membrane. The transcript is spliced from 8 exons.